AUGGCUCCUUCAUCUACUAUUACAUGUUCAUCAACAGUGCAGAUUCUUACCUUGACUAUUUUUUCACUUGGCUUAUUUUGCUCUGCUUUUACCUCUCGAGAUUAUUCUGAAGCUCUUGAAAAAUCGAUCCUGUUUUUUGAGGGACAGCGAUCCGGCAAAUUGCCGUCUAACCAGCACGUCAAAUGGAGAGGAAAUUCCGGCCUCUCUGCUGGUUCCUCUGAUCGGGUGGACCUAGUAGGCGGCUAUUAUGAUGCAGGUGAUAACAUUAAGUUUGGCCUGCCUUUGGCUUUCACAACUACAUUAUUGUCAUGGAGUGUGAUUGAAUUUGGUAGCUCAAUGAAGAACCAGGUUACACAUGCCAGAAGCGCCAUUCGAUGGAGCACAGAUUAUCUUUUGAAGGCAGCUACUGCUACUCCUGGCACCUUAUAUGUCCAAGUAGGAGAUCCUAAUGCUGAUCACCAAUGCUGGGAGAGGCCUGAAGAUAUGGAUACGCCACAAAAUGCGUACAAAGUCUCUACUCAGAACCCAGGGUCUGAUGUAGCAGCAGAGACAGCCGCAGCACUAGCUGCAGCUUCUAUUGUGUUUAAAGAUUCCAACCCUCCAUACUCCUCCAAAUUGCUUAAAACUGCCAUGAAGGUAUUCGAAUUUGCAGACAAGUACAGGGGUUCUUAUAGUGACUCUCUCAGCUCAGUUGUUUGCCCAUUUUACUGCUCUUACUCUGGAUACCAGGACGAGCUUCUCUGGGGGGCAGCAUGGUUAUAUAAAGCUUCGCGGAACAGUUCAUACUUGUCUUACAUCAAAUCCAAUGGCCCAUCAUUGGGAGCAAACGAUGAUGACUACUCCUUCAAUUGGGACAACAAGCGAGCAGGCACCAAGGUCCUUCUUUCCCAGGAGUUCUUAAAAGAAAAGAACCAAGAUUUUCAAUCAUACAAAUUUCACUCGGACAACUACAUUUGCUCUUUAGUUCCAGGAUCACCUAAUUUCCAAGCUCAAUACACACCAGGGGGACUUUUGUACAAAGCAAAUGGGGUCAAUUUGCAGCAUGUAACUGCGGCUUCUUUGCUCCUUUUGACAUACGCCCAGUAUCUCAACUCAAAUAGAGGAGCCGUCACUUGCGGGGCUUCAGCUCUAAAACCAAAAGAUCUCAUAAAACUAGCGAAGAAACAGGUGGACUACAUUUUAGGCGAUAAUCCGGCAAAAAUGUCUUACAUGGUGGGGUUUGGGCAGAAGUAUCCACAGCGUGUUCAUCACAGAGGCUCAUCGCUGCCGUCGAUUCAUGAUCAUCCUGGUCACAUCGACUGCAAAAACGGGUUUGAUUACUUCCACUCUUCCUCAUCCAACCCUAAUCCCCUCGUUGGGGCCGUAGUAGGCGGUCCUGAUAAUAAUGACAAUUUCUCCGAUGAUCGUAGUAACUAUGAACAAUCCGAGCCGGCUACUUAUAUCAAUGCACCGUUUGUUGGUGCCCUUGCUUUUUUCUCAGCCGGAACCGGAGCCAGGACAAACUAAGUGUAUCUUUAUCAUCUCGCUCUUGAAGAAAAGCUGAUUAGAAUUUGAUUUUUUCAAUACUAAUGUGGACGAAGAACGCAAUAGCGCCACAUUGAUUUUUCAAUAAUAACG
Mangifera indica (mango) is the source of this 1617-nucleotide messenger RNA. RefSeq names its product endoglucanase 1-like. The record is from RefSeq and is a predicted model, not a curated record. NCBI's taxonomy places the organism in Eukaryota, Viridiplantae, Streptophyta, Magnoliopsida, Sapindales, Anacardiaceae. The transcript is spliced from 5 exons. Gene Ontology annotation, molecular function: hydrolase activity, hydrolyzing O-glycosyl compounds. The coding region runs from base 1 to 1506 and encodes 501 amino acids. Gene Ontology annotation, biological process: carbohydrate metabolic process.